Molecule: messenger RNA, 644 nt
Organism: Gavia stellata (red-throated loon)
Lineage: Eukaryota; Metazoa; Chordata; Aves; Gaviiformes; Gaviidae
Gene: MRPL27
Product: mitochondrial ribosomal protein L27
Exons: 4
Coding region: 6-425 (139 amino acids)
Biological process (GO): translation
Cellular component (GO): mitochondrial large ribosomal subunit; ribosome
Molecular function (GO): structural constituent of ribosome
Source: RefSeq, a predicted model, not a curated record
GGAAAAUGGCGGCGCUGCGGCGGCUGUUUCUAACGACUCCUCAAACAAGCCUGGUUGCUGUCAGAUGUGCUUCCAAGAAAACUGGGGGCAGCUCAAAAAACUUAGGUGGCCGCAGCCCUGGGAAGCGCUAUGGAUUCAAAAAAGUAGAAGGUGCAUUCGUGCAUGCAGGCAACACUUUGGCUACGCAGCGGUUGAUACGCUGGCAUCCAGGGGCUCAUGUGGGGAUGGGCCGUAACAAGACACUCUACGCCCUGGAGGAUGGGAUUGUGAGAUACACCAAAGAGGUCUACGUACCUCCUCCCCGCAGCACUGAGAGCAGAGAAGUGAUCUGUCGUCUACCCAAAGGAGCAAUUCUUUAUAAAACCUUUAUCAAUGUUAUCCCUACCACAGAAGUAGGAAGCUUUAAACUGGUCACCAUGCUCUGAGUCUCCUGCGUCACGUAGGGAUGGAUGGGAAGGACCAGCUGGGACAGACCACUCCAGCUGGACUGGCAUCUGAGGACAAGAGUAUUCUAGCUCUGAAGAUACCAGUUUAGAACUUUGUUUUCUUGCUCCUGAAGCACACGUGGUCAGUGUUCAGGCACUGGGAUCACCUGCUGGCAUUUGUAAGAGUGUUUAAUAAAUGCUGUGGGGCUGUUGAAGGUA